Messenger RNA from [Torrubiella] hemipterigena, 2712 nucleotides. Lineage: Eukaryota; Fungi; Ascomycota; Sordariomycetes; Hypocreales; Clavicipitaceae. The record is from the annotation of a GenBank genome assembly.
UGUGCUUCUUCUUUGCUUUCUUCGAUAUUCACCACCGUCUUCGUACCUUUGUUGCCCUGCCUCUUUCCCCUGGCGCCCUAUCUUUUAGCGCAUUCCAACCACAACCCCGCUCCCCGCCGUUCACGUUUACAGUGGACGCAAACCCACCGCAUCCGGGGUCCAGAGCGCUGUAGCGGCAGGCGACCCUUUGUUUCCUUUUUUUUUCUUAGUGACAAACUCUCCCUCGCCCUUACCGGCCCUCCUCGUGCCUUCUUCCCCUCUUCAACAACCUUUUUUCUUCUUUGCUUCUCCAGGAGUUGGCACCUUUUGAACUUUGCACAUUUGCUGCAAUUGUUAUUUUCCUGUUAGGGUUUAGCCAUCCUGAAACGGAAAACAUCUCGAAUCCAAUCUAUCGAUCGCAACAGCUUCUCGACGCCACAGCUGCGGUACGCCCCAUCAACAUAAACAACCAUGGGCGUUCUCACAGAACCUCAGCCACAGCCUCAGGUUGAGGACCAAGACUUCCACUACAACGAAAAGAAGAUUCCCAACGUUGAAGAUGGCGCCACUACAUCCAACUACGACAGCGAUGAGCCAAUCGACCGCAAUGCCCAGGCUGGUGUCCAAAAGAUUGAGGCGGCAGCUCAGGUCUGGACCAAGACGACACUGAUCCUCGCCUUCACCUUCAUCUGGAUCGUGUACUUUGUCGAUUCCAUGCAGCAGGGUACCACUGGUCUUUUGACCGGCUAUGUCACGUCUGCUCUUGGUAACGUUGCGCUUUCACCUACGACCUCUGUUCUCAGCAACAUCAUUGGUGGCGUCUUCAAGCUCACCAUUGCCAAGAUUCUCGACAUUUUCGGCCGCCCUCAAGGCUACAUGUUUUCAGUUAUUGUUGGCACGCUUGGUCUUGUCAUGAUGGCUGCCUGCAAGAAUGUGGAAAUGUAUUCUGCCGCGCAAGUCUUCUACUGGGUCGGCUUCAAUGGCAUUGCCUACUCCAUGACGGUCGCUGUCGCCGACAUGUCCUCGCUCCGAAACAGAGGCCUCGCUCUCGCUUUUAGUACUUCGCCCUUUAUCAUUACCUCCUUCAUUACUGGCCGAGUUGCAAAUGCCUUCUUGGCAGGUCCUGGCUUCCGCUGGGCGUUUGGUGCUUUUGCCAUCAUCACACCCGUCAUCACUGCCCCGUUGUUCAUCAUUUUCGUCUACAACUACCACAAGGCCAAGAAGGCCGGCCUCGUUGUUAAACUACCACCUGCUCCACCUACAGAAUACUCCACCUUCUACUACAUCUCCCGAGGUGACGUGUUUGGAACCUACCGCCAUCUCGCAGCUGUCUCCAGGACACCUGGCAAUAUCCUGUACUACGCCCGCGAAUUCGACGUCAUCGGUCUUUUGCUUCUCUCAGCGUCCAUCUCAAUCUUCCUUUUGCCCUUCAACAUUUUUUCUUACCAGACUGAAGGAUGGAAAGCCCCCAUCAUCAUUGCGUUCCUCGUUGUUGGUGUCGUCUUGAUGGUGCUCUUUAUCUGCUGGGAAAAGUACUUGGCACCCGUCACCUUUGUCCCAUACGCCUUGCUUGCUGACCGCACCGUUAUUGCAUCAUGUGUGCUCGCUGCUUGUUCGUUUAUCAGUUACUACUGCUGGGACUCUUACUUUAGCCAGUUCCUUCAGGUUGUCAACGGACAGGAUCUCAUCAAUACCGGCUACAUCCUCAACAUCUACAACAUUGGCUCUUGCUUCUGGUCCUUUGUUGUCGGCCUCUUCAUCCGCUACACUGGCCGCUUCAAGCCCGCCGUUCUCUAUUUUGGUAUUCCCAUGACUGUUCUCGGCGUCGGCCUCAUGAUUCAGUUCCGUGAGCCCAGCUACAACGUCGGCUACAUUGUCAUGUGCCAGAUCUUUGUUGCCUUUGGCGGUGGUACCACCGUGGUGGGCCAGGAAGUCGCCAUCAUGUCCCGAGUCAAGCAUCAGCAUGUCGCCACAGUUCUUGCUGUUCAGGCCAUGGCUGCUAGUAUUGGAGGUGGUAUCGGCUACUCAAUCAGCGCAGCCAUCUGGCAGGCCGUCUUCCCUGGCAGAGUUCGCGCCUACUUGCCCCAGCAGAUCUUGAACAAUGCCACGGAAACAGCGCUCAUCACGACGGACCUUGUUACUCAGCUAACGUAUCCAGUGGGCUCCCCAGGCCGCAUUGCUAUUCAGCAGGCAUAUGCCGACGCUCAGCGUUACAUGUUGAUUGCUGGCACCUGCAUCUGGAUCCUCCCCGUCAUUGCUGUUUUCCUCUGGCACAAUGUUGACGUUCGCACCAUCAAGCAAACCAAGGGUCGUGUCUUUUAAAGCAGCAUCUGCUCCUCAUUUACAAGCCCAUUUUGCAUAUAUUGUAUGAUACCAAGCACGCAAGGAAUGUCAUAGUUAUUUAAUUAUAUUCUUCAUUUAUUCAUAUGACUCGUUCUGAUAUUAUUACCACCACAGUGAUGACAGUUUGUCACAAAAGGAUGAGGUCAAGAUUUGAAAUCCUAUAAUAGUUUAUAGAAUUCGGUCUAUGUUUCCUAACAACCUUUGCCUAUACUAUAGAAUCAACGCUUAACCAAUAAAACCGCAAAAAAGGCACCAAUACCGGUAGGAAAUUACUCGCUAUACUUCUUAACGAUACUACUAGUAUUGUUAUUGGCUUCUGCUUAGCUAGGGCAGUUGUUAUCAGAUGGGUCAGCAGUGAUAGUCAUGGUGCAAAGCUAGCAUAACAUAGAG